GUUCACGCAAAUGAGAGCUCCGACAACGGUUCUCUGCCACUCUUUCUCCAUCUUUACCAGCCGUCUCGAGGUUGUGCCGUUUGUUUCAGAUAUCCUCCAGCUUAGCGGUUGUGUUAUAAGUUGGGGGUCAUGAUGGGUCUCGCGUAUCCCGCUGGUGCUGCAACCGUGUCACUCCUGGUGGUAGGAGGGUACAUGCUUUUUCAUGGGGAUGGUGAAGCUUUUAAUGUUGGCCAAUUUCUCGAGUCCGUCUCUCCAUAUGCUUGGGCAAAUAUCGGAAUUGCGAUGUGUAUCGGACUGUCGGUUGUUGGUGCUUCAUGGGGUAUCUUCCUGACGGGCUCAUCAAUCGUCGGUGGCGGUGUCAAGGCUCCCAGAAUCCGGACUAAGAAUUUGAUUUCUAUUAUUUUCUGCGAAGUCGUCGCUAUUUACGGUGUUAUCAUGGCUAUCGUGUUCUCUUCCAAGCUCAACCUGAUUGACAUGGAGGAGAUCCAGAGUGGCGCCAGUUACUAUACUGGAUACGCGCUCUUCUGGGGAGGUAUCACUGUGGGCGCAUGCAACUUGAUUUGCGGUAUCUCUGUCGGUAUCAACGGUAGCGGUGCAGCACUUGCCGAUGCUGCCGAUCCAAGCCUGUUCGUCAAGAUUCUCGUCAUUGAGAUUUUCAGCUCCGUCUUGGGUCUUUUCGGUCUCAUUGUGGGCCUGUUGGUGGGAGGAAAGGCGACCGACUUUGGCGCAUAAGGCGGUCUUCUCCGCGAGAAGAGCCUGGGAUCAGGACGUGGGGUAUCCGAUUUGUACGACUUCUAUUGUUUCUUUUCUUGGCUUUUUUUUU
Molecule: messenger RNA, 823 nt
Organism: Aspergillus ochraceoroseus IBT 24754
Lineage: Eukaryota; Fungi; Ascomycota; Eurotiomycetes; Eurotiales; Aspergillaceae
Product: H(+)-transporting V0 sector ATPase subunit c''
Exons: 5
Coding region: 130-732 (200 amino acids)
Biological process (GO): proton transmembrane transport
Cellular component (GO): proton-transporting V-type ATPase, V0 domain
Molecular function (GO): proton-transporting ATPase activity, rotational mechanism
Source: RefSeq, a predicted model, not a curated record